Messenger RNA from Truncatella angustata, 1632 nucleotides. RefSeq names its product F-box domain-containing protein. Gene Ontology annotation, molecular function: protein binding. Lineage: Eukaryota; Fungi; Ascomycota; Sordariomycetes; Amphisphaeriales; Sporocadaceae. The coding region runs from base 1 to 1632 and encodes 543 amino acids. The transcript has 2 exons. The record is from RefSeq and is a predicted model, not a curated record.
AUGUCUACAUCACAGCGAGUAGUCACGAUGGACCCCCCUCACAUUACUGAAUUCGCCUCGCAGCGAUACUUCGAUAAAUUAAAACAGCUUACUGAGACCAAGGAUCAAGCGCUUCCUCAAGAUGGCUCCGUCAUUUCUCAGUCCUCAACGUUUAUCCUUCCCAUCGGAAGAACAAAAGAUCAGCUUAUCAACGAUGCCUUGGAGAAGAAGAAGCGGGCCAACUUUAGCCUACGCUCUAUACUUCCGUCACGGGCAUCUGUCGACCAUGAGCGGAGGAUAUCCACUGAAGCUGGCGUGAAGAAGAGUGCCUCAUUCGACCAACUCUUUCUGGUAUUACCAAACGAGCUCAAGAUACAAAUCAUUGCAUCGUUACCUCUGUCGGACAUCUUGAAUCUGCGGCUGGCGUCCCGAUCAUGGCAUGCUAUGGUAUCUUUCAACGAGUUACCUAUUACUCGCUAUCACAUCGAGCAUCACAUCCCGGCGUACGCCUUACGACUGUACCCCGUGCCUGAGUUUUCCAAGGUCAAUUUCCAUUAUCUAUGCGGGAUAUGGCAUCGAUUACACGUUGCGGCCAAACUAGCAUUCUUGAUAUGCGAGUGGAUUACGAAAGAGAUAUUUCUAAGGAAUACUCCAGCACAACGCAACGAUUUUGCUCAACAACAUGAACGAAUGCGUCGAAGACUCAUUCCGCUCUUGUUUACGGUCUUCCACUUCUUCGAAACCUAUCGGGACCUUCAUGUCAAGUUUGUACAGGAACAUGGAUAUGGGCUGAACAAGGCUCCCUAUACAAUUAACCCCGUCGAAGCCCAGAUAAUGAGUAUGUAUGACGACAAAACACUAUUACAGGUUCACCAGAUUUUCCCAAUGGUGGUUGCGUCUUUCGUACGACGCCUACGACCACCGUCUUAUGCCGGUCGUCUGGAACGUACUCUCCGUGGUUAUUUGAAGGACAAACCUGCUGACGAAAUAUAUGCAACUGCCCUAUGCGUGGGUGGUCUGCGACAAGUCGAAAAGUUCUGGGAGAUAAAAGGUUAUUCUGCACGACGAGGCGCUGUUGACAGAUGGUACAACGGCUUAAUGAAAGAGUCGAAAGAGAGCUUUGUAGAGCCUAGGCCACAUGUGCCUUGCGUUGAUGCCCCAACUAAGCCACGCCGCGGGUUUAUGGGCUUACACCGGAAAAAGUCGACAUUUGGUACUACGGAUAUUUCUAUAGGACAUAAUGAACCUACAUCACCCUUACCAUCAGUUUCGAACGCUCCGGGUCGACGGGGCUCCGAAACAGGUCGGCGGCUAAGCGACGUCUCUGGAAUAGGGAGACCUUCCGAUAGUUGGAUUUUCGACACCAGUUUGGCAGCAGGCAUGCCCAUGGGACCCCUGCCCAAAGAACAAUCACGUCUCGUCACACCAGACGUGCCCAUUUUACAACAAAUAUGGCUGCCCACAGCGGAGGCUCUCAUCAUGGACAGGAAGGUCGUGGAGAGGCCCCAAGAUAUCAGGCGGAACGCACAAGUAAUGUUGGAGCUAAUCCGAGAAGAUAGUGCUGCCAUGGAAGACGAAUGGUGGUACGGGACAGGUGCACCUGAGUCGAUUCGUCCGCCAAUGGAAGCAAUCGAAGAAGACCCCAUUGAAUAG